AUGUGGCGACGAACAUAUUUACUCUUAUUCCUGAUCCGUGUUUACUUCGCCCUCUGUCCCAGCUACAUCCAUCCCGAUGAGAAUUUCCAAGGUCCCGAGGUCUUUGCCGGUCGCAUAUUCUCCUACCCUUCGAGGAUACCUUGGGAAUUUACCGCCGAGCACCCCAUCCGAAGCGUCUUCCCACUAUGGCCGAUUUACGAGGUCCCGAUGAGUUUGUUGAAAUGGUUCUACACAGAAGGCGGAUCAGGGCAUCCACCACCACAACUGGUGUACUAUGCGCUGCGUACGGGGAUGUUCCUUCUCAGCUUUGUACUUGAGGACUGGGCAGUCUACGAACUAGUCCCAUCUCCGGCCCAUCGGCGCGCAACCGUUGUCCUGGUGGCCUCAUCCUAUGUCACCUGGACAUAUCAGACGCACACCUUCUCCAACUCACUCGAGACUUUGUUGGUGGCCUGGGGUCUGGUUCUGAUUCGUCGCAUUGUCAAGAACAAGCAAUAUUCGUCGUUCUUCUCCUAUGCGGUCUUAUCCCUCAUCGCGGUUAUCGGUGUUUUCAACCGUAUCACCUUCCCUGCGUUCCUCCUUUUCCCAGGUCUACAGCUGCUCCCCUGUUUUCGGUGCAAACCAGCGGCUUUGGGUAUCUUUGUUGGCUUUGGGUUGUUAUUCGCCUCGGUCGCAAUCUACAUCGACACUUCGUUCUAUAGACCCGCCGCAUCUUUCUCGGACAUCCUACGCAACCCAAUCAUAACACCGCUUAACAAUAUUCGGUACAACAGCGACUCCUCAAAUUUGGCAAUUCAUGGCCUUCACCCUCACCACCAACACUUCGUCGCCAACCUUUUCCAGCUUCUAGGCCCGGCAUAUGUCGCCAUGAUAGUGUCAUUGUUCAACCGGAAGAUUGUGCCAUCGUGGAUGCGCAAUGCGCGCGCGCUCUCUGCCGUCUCAGCCACAAUGCUCCUCUCCAUCUUCCCACACCAAGAACCACGCUUUCUAAUCCCUUGCGUUCCUCUCCUCCUCAGCUGCGUCCGUAUACAUCGCACGCGGAUGUUCCUAGUGUCAUGGAUCGGCUUCAAUGCAGUGAUGGGUUUCCUCAUGGGUGUCUACCACCAAGGCGGCAUAGUGCCAACCCAACUCGCUAUGCGCUCGAUCGUCGAAACCAACACUGCUUCGCAGGGCAUCAAGUCACAGCCCGACGCAAGCGUUUUCUGGUGGAAGACUUACUCCCCGCCACAGUGGCUUCUUGGCCCGGAUCAAGACUUGGACAGCGGUAACAGCUCAGCCCACAUCGAUACAUUCGACCUCAUGGGCAUCCCAGGUCUGGAAAUGAUCCAACGGCUAGACUCCGCCGUACCGCGCUGCCCCUUCUCCUCUCCCGUCUACCUCGUUGCUCCCCUCUCCGCGACUUUCCUCGAUACCUACUCCGCCGAAUCUUCUCUCUCUUCUCCACAUUCCCCGAACAUCCAGCUCUACCGCUUAUGGUCUUACCGGAAGCACCUCAACCUGGAUGACCUCGAUUUUGGUGAAGACGGUGUUCUACGCACGCUGCGCCGUAUCCUUGGCCGGCGUGGCUUAGGCGUCUGGUCCGUUCGCCGGGCAUGCAAGUGA
Molecule: messenger RNA, 1602 nt
Organism: Penicillium chermesinum
Lineage: Eukaryota; Fungi; Ascomycota; Eurotiomycetes; Eurotiales; Aspergillaceae
Gene: smp3
Product: glycosylphosphatidylinositol-alpha 1,2 mannosyltransferase smp3
Exons: 3
Coding region: 1-1602 (533 amino acids)
Biological process (GO): GPI anchor biosynthetic process
Cellular component (GO): endoplasmic reticulum membrane
Molecular function (GO): alpha-1,2-mannosyltransferase activity
Source: RefSeq, a predicted model, not a curated record